CACCUGUACCUGUACUUGUGUUUCAAAAUAUAUAUCUAUCUAUCUCACUGGUUUCAAUACGUACGGUACCGGCAUACUCUUGCGAUGUGUACUGCGUGGCUUGUGGAGAGACAGAUAUCAUUUGUGACUUUUCUUUACAUGUAAAUGGUAAUAAUGUUCUGUUGAUUAUUGAAAUGGACGAGAAAGGAUGAGCGAAGGAGAAUGAGGGAACCAGCAAACAAUCAACAGGGUGGGGUGAAGCGUUUCACGUAUAAUGGUCCUAACUCAUCUAAAGACAACUCACCAGGACCUACUGAUGAUUGGUUUAAUGGCUUACCAACUAAAUCCAGAUCUGACCAAUCACUUCAUGGAAGCAACCCUGAGCUUGAUGACGUAUGGAGCAUCCGCAAGAAUGUCUCUGCAAGUCUAAAGCUUCCAGCUAAGCAGGCCACAAUAUCUACUAAUAACCCCUCAACAACUGGCUACUACUCACGCCAUGGCCAGUAUAAUAAAUCCUCCAAACUCAAUGAAGACACAUCUGUGUUUGCUGGCUCAGAUAGAUCAGGGUUUGGAAAAUCUGGAGGAUACUCCUACGGUCAGUCCAGAUCCAGUUAUUCCUAUGCAGGUGCAGCAGAUGCAGGACCAGUUCAGAGUUCCAGUCCCAGGUUCACAGGAGGACCAAGUACCACAACUCAAGGGUCGGGUAGAUCAGGGGGAAUAGGUCCUCCAUUGGUAAGUGGCAAUAGAUCCCCCACCCGUUCAAAUACAAGUCGAUCGUUGGAGUCACAGUACAGCAGAGGGAGAGGCAGUGAUGGAUGGAGCAGCUUCUGAUCCAUCUCAGUAUUACAAACAUCAUCAACCAAUCAAAAAUGACAAAUUUGGAGGGAGGAAGGAUGGUAGUUGGAUCAGCUUUGACAAAAAAAAUCAUUGGAUGAGGUAUCAAUAUUAGAUCAUAUAGGAACUUUGAAAACCUGGAUAAAAGUCUUUGGAGAGAUACACAGUGUGUUCUUAGCACAGAAUAUCAACUGUCAGCUCUUUUAAGAAUGGAUAGUUUAUUCUUGGUAAAUGUUUAAUACAAUACAGAGUAAUUAACUCAUCAGCGUAAUUUGACAAAUUGCUUACGCGAUCAUUGUUAGGAUUAGUUAGAGUCCUUGCUUACACGAUCAUUGUUAGGAUUAGUUAAAGUCCUUGGUUACAUGAUCAUUGUUACAGAUCAGUUAGAGUCCUUGCUUACACAAUCAUUGAUACGGAUCAGUUAGAGACCUUGCUUACACGAUCAUUGUUAGGAUUAGUUACAGUCCUUGGUUAUAUGAUCAUUGUUACAGAUCAGUUAGAGUCCUCGCUUACACGAUCAUUGAUAGGAUUAGUUAAAGUCCUUGGUUACACAAUCAUUGUUAGGAUUAGUUACAGUCCUUGGUUACAUGAUCAUUGUUACAGAUCAGAGAGUCCUCGCUUACACGAUCAUUGAUACGGAUCAGUUACAGUCCUUGCUUACACGAUCAUUGAUACGGAUCAGUUAGAGUCCUCGCUUACACGUUCAUUGUUAGGAUUAGAUAAAGUCCUUGGUUACAUGAUCAUUGUUACGGAUCAGUUAGAGUCCUUACUUACACGAUCGUUGCUACGGAUCAGUUAGAGUCCUCGCUUACACGAUCAUUGUUAGGAUUAGUUACAGUCCUUGGUUAUAUGAUCAUUGUUACAGAUCAGUUACAGUCCUUGCUUACACGAUCAUUGAUACGGAUCAGUUAGAGUCCUCGCUUACACGUUCAUUGUUAGGAUUAGUUAAAGUCCUUGGUUACAUGAUCAUUGUUACGGAUCAGUUAGAGUCCUUACUUACACGAUCGUUGCUACGGAUCAGUUAGAGACCUUGCUUACACGAUCGUUGCUACGGAUCAGUUAGAGACCUUGCUUACACAAUCAUUGUUAGGAUCAGUUAGUUCUUGCUUACAUGACCAUUGUUAUAGAUCAGUUCGAGUUCCUUGCUUACACGACCAUUGUUACAGAUCAGUUAGAGUCCUUCCAUAAUGAAGGGUAUACAACUUACUUUUCCUCGUUUUUGAAUUCGGAAACUAUAAAACCAAAUUGUUGUUUCAUUUUUUUAAAACCUAGCUUUAACCCUAUCCAGGCCGGGGGGGGGGGGGGCCUCCGACUCAACGAGUCGCGCGAUAUUUUUGCCUCGCAAAAUUUUUGACCACGCUGCUCAAUGACUUUUUACUUUCAAGUCUUGCGCAACUUUUGAGACCAAUUUUGCGUCACCCGGGUACGCGGUUCCGAAAUUACGCAACGUUAUGUAAGUGCAUGUCAAACCAAAAAUUGCUUGAAAACGUGAUUUCGUGUACAAAGUCAAUGUAAAUUGUGUUUUCAACCAAAAAUCAUAAAUGUAUGAUUAUUUUUAGAUUUGCUAGUCAAAAUGUAUGUAUUUUAUGCUGUUUAUGAUCUUAGGAGAGUCCCCAAUAAGUUUUAAUAUAAAAAAUAUAAAAACAAAGGGUCCAAAAAACAGAAAUACAUAAGAAAUUGCAAAAAACAGUAUAAUGCAUAAGAAAUUGAUCUGAUAUCACAAUUUUUUUCAUGUAAACUUGCUAAGAACACCACAAAGAGUUUCUAUGCCGAAAAUUAGAACCUUUGGAACUUUAUUUAUGGAGUUAGAGGAAAAAGUAUGAUUUUGCAUACUAACUAUGCAUAAAUUAGCAUAAUUACUUAAUAUCAAUUCGCAUGAAAUAAAUUACUAUCCAAUUUUGUAGAUUAUAUGCCAGACAACCUGCGUGCUAAUUUUCGGCGCGGUCGACGACCGAGAUCUCAAGGGGGGGGCCUGGGAGGCCACCCCCCCAAAAUACCCCGGCCUAGUUCGGGUUAAUGCAAUGCUGUGACUGACUGUAAUAUUCACUGUCUUGCUACAAUCUCUGAUUUGCACAUUAUUCAUACACCAAUACCUUUGACAUGCAUGUCUUGCACUGCUCUUUUAAUCAUUGCAGUAGGUAAGGAUGUACUAAACACAGUUAAAAUCAAUUGACUCAGUUGGUCAAGUGUAUGCCUGAAGAUCUUGGGUUCAUGUCUACUUAGGGUGGAUGACUGAAGCCUGCAUUGUCUGUUAACAUGCCUCUCCCAUAUCAUAAAAGAAAGCCAUGUUAACACGGAGGAUCUGUGUAGAGUCUGCACAUGUCAAGAAUCCAUUGCAUGCUUUGUAUAAGAUUAGGGCUAAAUCCCACUAUAGAAGUCCGCCUGCACACAGUUAUAUCGGGAGGAAUAAUAAUAAUAACUAGAAUUUCAAUUCCUCAUGAGGACGAAUUAGGUGAUCUGUCUCUGGUUUCAUGAUCACAAAGACAAUCAGCAUGUUUAUUGAGGUCAAUAUGAUCAUCAUGAUGAAAACUGAGCUUUUCUUACGAAAAUAAUAUGUUGAAUAAUCUUGAAAAAGAGGGAAAUGAGAAUGUUCUGUGAAAAAGUGUAGGUCAUACACAUAUUGUACAGGAAAGAGAUUUCAAUCUCAGUUUUAUUGUCCAAUGUUUUAUUUUAUAUACAUUGUAAUGGUCAUAGAGGACCAUUUGUGAAAUGUUGAAAAGAAAGAAAAAAAAAUUCUCAUAUUCACCCGUGGGCUCGAACCAUGGACCCUAAGGACGCAAGUCUGAGGCCUUACCCAUUGAGCUACACUGUUUCCCAUAGACUUUACACAUAAACAAAUCGAGAGGAUCUCAAAUCCAAUUUUGCAAGAGAAAUAUGGGCAUGAUCCCAGCAUUUGAUCCGAAAAUGGAGAUCACACUUGCGAUAGUUUACAAUCUCAGCUACAACAUACUCCAAGCUCAGAGAAAACCAUCAAAAACAAAUGGAGAAAUGGCUCACGAAAUACAUGUAGAGGAAUGUAAAAUCCACUUUUGAGAAAGUGUCAUUUCCCAUAGAGAUUGCACACAAAACGAGACAAACCACAUCAGCAAAAAUGACAUGCAUCUUAAACUUGCCAUUUUUCAGGAUGAUCCAUUCCUUUAAAUUCAAAUAUAGCCAACAAAUUGGAAAGAGUAUGUCCUCAGCUACAACAUAUUGAAAACUGAGCGAAAAUUGACCAAUAUUUAUGGAGUUAGAGUCAAAUUUGCCUAACUAUGAUGACGUCAUAAGUAGCAAAGUGGAAAUUUUGAGUUCCGAUGCCAUUUUGAUGACGUAAUGAUGCAAUUAAUGGUCAAAUGUGGCAUGAAAUCGUAUCUCCCAGCCAUACUCUAUUCGAAUAUGAAAAAAAAUUGGGGGGUCAAUGAACUACCUGAAGAG
This is a messenger RNA of Lytechinus variegatus (green sea urchin), 4227 nucleotides long. RefSeq lists its product as uncharacterized. Lineage: Eukaryota; Metazoa; Echinodermata; Echinoidea; Temnopleuroida; Toxopneustidae. The record is from RefSeq and is a predicted model, not a curated record. The transcript is spliced from 5 exons. Bases 202 to 810 code for a protein of 202 amino acids.